GUUCAAAAGCAUCCCUGCCCGCGAGUCGGCAGCAAGGUCACCUUGAGUCGCGUUGAGUUUCAAAAAUCUUCUGGAGUGAGGCGGAUCGGUUCUUGAGUUCGGUGCGCGUCGAAAAAGUGUGUGAAAAAUUUGCAAAUACCGGUGAAAACGCGUUGAAUUAGUGCACCCUGUUAUCGAAGCUGAAGCUGCCACUAGCGUCCGAGGUCAACAUGUCGGAACACGCCGCCGGGUCAAUCAAGCUGGCCAUCCACCACAACGACAAGGGCGAGGGCACGCUGUACCGGCUCAAGAAGAACUCGCUGAUCCACGUGCACCCGGGGGCGUCGCUGCUGGGCCGCCGAGUGGCCAUCUACUGCAACUACCCGGCCGACGGCAAGGACUUUAACCGCCACGUCUACACCCAGCUGCAAUGGUGCUCGCCGACGGGCACUCUGCUCUCCCAGUCCGGCGGCAGCAAGUUCGUGUCGAUCCGCGAUGUCGACUGCUACUGCACGGUCCACCUGAACCACUCGGGCGCGUACCACUUUUACGUGCAGUACGAGGGCGUGGAGGGACCGCAGGCCGGGCUGUAUGUCCAGGUCGAGCCCAAUUUGACGGUGGGAAAGGGCGACUCGUUGACGGUGCUUCCGCUGGAGGCGAUCCGGUGUCAGACGGUGAUUGCCAAGUUGAUGGGACCGGUUGGGAGCUGGGAGGCGAAGUUGCGGGUGGCGAAGGAGAGCGGUUACAAUGUGAUUCACUUUACGCCGAUUCAGGAGUUGGGCGGGUCGCGGUCGGCUUAUUCGCUGAAGAACCAGCUGAAGGUGAAUCCGGACUUUGCGAACGAUAAGGAUCACGCGGUUGGGUUUGAGGAUGUUGAGGGGGUGGUCAAGAAGAUGCGGCAGGAGUGGGGGAUGGCGUCAAUUUGCGACAUUGUGUUGAAUCAUACGGCGAAUGAGUCGAUUUGGAUCCGGGAGUACGCGGAGUGCAGUUAUAACUGUUUUACGUGUCCGCAUUUGAGGCCGGCUUUCUUGCUGGAUGCCAUGCUGGCGAGGGUUGGGGAGGAUGUGGCGGCUGGGUUGUUGGAGCACGUUGGAAUUCCGUCGGUGGUGGAGACGGCCAAUCAUUUGGACGCGCUGCGUUGGCAGGUUCAUACGAACUAUUUGCCCCAGAUUAAGCUGCACGAGCUGUUCCAGUGUAAUAUUGAGAAGUACAUGGCGCGGUUCAGCGAGCAGGCGUCGAAGCAGAGUCCGACUGCGGCGCAGGAUGUUCCCGAGGGGGAUCUACAGCUCAAGCAUGACCCGGAGUAUCGGCGGUUGGGGGCGGAGAUUGAUUUUGACCGGGCGAUGCGAACGUACAACGUGUUCCGGAAGGAUUGCUUUGACGAGGACAGCCGCAAGAGGAAGUGCGUUGAGGCGUUCCGUGCCAAGUUGCAGUGGUUGAACGAGGAAGUCCGGAAGGAGAUUCAGGGUCAUCUGGAUUAUGCCAUUGAGAACUGCUUGGCGGGGACAAGGUACGAGCGGGUACAAGCUGACGGUCCUCAGGUGAAGGGAAUCUCGGUCAAGUAUCCGCUGUUCAUGAAGUACUUCACUCAGUACGGCGUUCAAGGAAAGUCGCUCAAAGACAUUGAGGAGAUGAUGUACGGCGGUCCGGGCAAACUCUUCAUGGCGCACAACGGUUGGGUCAUCAACAGUGACCCGUUGAAGGACUUUGCCCGUCCGCAGGAAGGCACCGGCAAUGUUUACAUCCGCCGCGAGUUGAUCGCCUGGGGUGACAGCAUCAAGCUACGGUACGGCGACAAACCAGAAGACAGUCCGUACCUGUGGAAGCACAUGAAGGAGUACGUAGACACCACGGCCCGUAUCUUCGACGGCGUUCGGCUGGACAACUGUCACUCGACGCCGCUGCACGUGGCCGAAUGGCUUCUCGAUUCCGCCCGCAAGGUCAACCCAGAACUCUACGUCGUAGCGGAACUAUUCACCAACUCCGACUACACAGACAACAUCUUCGUCAACCGCCUCGGAAUCACCUCCCUAAUUCGCGAAGCCCUCUCCGCGUGGGACUCGCACGAGCAAGGCCGUCUCGUCCACCGUUACGGCGGCGCCCCAGUCGGAGCGUUCUUCCCCUGCCCCAAGCGCAUCCUCGCCCCUUCAAUCGCGCACGCCCUCUUCAUGGACCUGACCCACGACAACCCAUCCCCAGUCGAGAAGCGCACCAUCUUCGAUCUAAUCCCGUCGGCAGCACUCGUUUCCAUGGCAUGCUGCGCAACCGGCAGCAAUCGCGGCUACGACGAAAUGGUCCCGCAUCACAUUCACGUGGUGGACGAGGAGCGCCAGUACCAGGAGUGGGGCAAGCACGUCGACAAAACGACCGGCAUCGUGGCGGUGAAGGAAGCGCUGAAUCUGCUGCACGGUGGGUUGGCCACGCGCGGGUUUGAUCAGCUGUUUGUGGACCAGAUGAAUCCGGACAUUGUGGCGGUGACGCGGCACUCGAGCCAGAAUCACGAGACGGUGAUUUUGGUGGCGCACACGGCGUUCGGGUAUCCGAGUCCGUGGGCGGGACCGACGGGAGUGCGGCCGCUGAGGUUCGAGGGAAAUCUUCUGGAGAUUGUGUUUGAAGUGCAGAUUUACAAGAAGGCCGGCCAAACGUUCGACCGUCCGUCCGAGUUCAAAAAGGACGAGCACUACAUCAACGGCGUGAACGAGUACUGCGUGGACCUGCGCAAGAACCUCAAGCUGGAGGAGUCGGACAUUUUCCGCAAGGAGGCCAUCAUCGACGGGAACACGACGCAGCUGGACUUUGUGAAUUUGAAGCCGGGCUCGGUGGUGGCCAUCCGGGUGGCGCUCAAGGACAGCGUGAAGCCUCACUUUGACAAUCUGCAGGAGCUGGUGCGGGAGUUUCAUUGUGACAAGGGAUCGCGGUAUGCUGAGUUGCAGCAUUUGCUGGGGAAGUUGGAUUUGGUUGAUUUCAACAAUUUGCUGUAUUGUUGUGCGGAGGAGGAGCGAGACAAUGGCGGGGGUCCGUACAAUCUGCCUGGGUAUGGAGAUUUGGUUUAUUGUGGGUUGCAGGGGAUUGUUUCGAUUUUGAGCGAUAUUGGACCGAGCAAUGAUUUGGGCCAUCCGUUGGCGAACAAUUUGCGGACGGGGGAUUGGCUGAUCGAUCACUGUUCGUUGCGGUUGAAGAACUAUCCGAAUUUGGCGCCGGUGGCGAGUUGGUUGGAGAAGAAUUUGGCUGCGCUGAAGCAGAUUCCGCGGUACAUGAUUCCGAGCUACUUUGACGUGAUUUUGACGGGGGUUCAUCGGUUGGCGAUUGCGGCGGCUUGCAACAGGAUGACGGAUUUCGUGCGGCAAGGGUCGACGUUUGGGAAGAGGUUGGCGUUGGGGUCGGUUCAGUGUGUGAGGGUUGCGCCGUCGGCGAAUUUGCCAAAGCUCAGUCCUAAUGUGAACGAUCCGAAGCCGCCGGAGCGCUGCUCGACGUUGGCCGCUGGAUUGCCGCACUUUGCGACCGGUUACAUGCGCUGCUGGGGUCGGGACACGUUCAUUGCGCUGCGUGGACUGAUGUUCCUGACGGGUCGGUUCGACGAGGCUCGGUAUAUGAUUCUCGGAUUUGGUGGAUGUCUUCGUCACGGGUUGAUUCCGAACUUGCUGGAUGGUGGGUUGAACGCACGGUUCAACUGUCGGGACGCGAUUUGGUGGUGGAUGUACUGCGUGAAGUUGUACGUCGAGGAAGCGCCCAAUGGUAAGGCGAUCCUGAAGGACAAGGUAUCUCGGUUGUACCCGACGGACGACAGCGAGCCGAAGGCUCCUGGUGAGUGUGACCAACUGUUGUACGAAACGAUCCAAGAAGCGCUGGCUGUACACUUCCAGGGGCUGUCGUACCGCGAGCGUAACGCCGGAACUCGCAUCGAUGCGCACAUGAAGGACAAGGGCUUCAACAACCGGAUUGGAAUCAACCCGGAGACGGGCUUCGUGUUUGGUGGCAACAACGCCAACUGCGGCACCUGGAUGGACAAGAUGGGCUCGUGCGACAAGUCCGGCAACCGGGGCGUCCCCUCGUCACCGCGCGAUGGCUCGGCCGUCGAGUUGGUCGGUCUGCAGAUGGCCAGUUUGCGGUUCAUGCAGCGAAUGGCCGAGGAAAAGGUCAUCCCUUGCACCGGCGUUGAACGCACCACCAACGGAACCAAAACCACCUGGACGUACAAACAGUGGGCGGACAAAAUCUCCGACAACUUCGAGAAGCACUUUUACGUGGACGAAUCCACCGACAGCAAGUUCGUCAACAAGAAGGGCAUGUACAAGGACACGCUCGGCUCGGAAAUCCCCUGGACCGACUUCCAACUCCGCUGCAACUUCCCGAUCGCCCUCUGUGUCGCCCCCGAACUGUGCGACCCCAAGCACGCCUGGAGAGCGCUCGAAACCGCCAAAAAGUACCUGCUCGGACCGCUCGGCAUGAAGACGCUCGACUUCGAGGACUGGGGCUACCGCGGAAACUACGACAACUCCAUCGACAGCGACGACAAGUCCGUCUCGCACGGCGCCAACUACCACAACGGGCCCGAGUGGGUGUGGCCAAUCGGGUUCUACCUCCGCGCCCGACUCUUCUUCGCCAAGGCCAACGGACUGCUCAAGGAAACGGUCGCCGAAACGUGGUCCAUCCUGCAGACGCACCUAAACGAGCUGCAGCGCUGUCACUGGCGCGGCCUCGCCGAACUCACCAACGAAAAUGGCGCCUACUGCAACGACUCGUGCCGGACGCAGGCCUGGAGCAUGGGCUGCGUGCUCGAAGUCCUCUACGAUCUGGAAAAGUACGAAAAGGAACUCUAAAUACUCAAAACUCGUGUUUAAAUUGUUUAUGUUGUUUUCAAAUUUUAAAUUGUUAAGUUUUGCGCCACGUUGCAUAGAGAGAGAGAUUAUAUUUUUAUUCCCACGCAGCUUUUGGACACAACGGACAAAAGCGCGCAAUUUGCUGCCAUAAAAAAGCACACACUCACACAAAGAGCUAAAAGCCGCGAGCAAAAAUUAGGUAGUACGCGCAAAAAAAAAUAUCAUAACUGUUCAAACGUGGAUGUGCGCGCGCCAACUACAAAGAUAGUGCAGUGUGCUUCGACACAGAACAACGGAACAAAAAUUUGCCAUAGCAUGUAUGAAUAAUUGAAAUAAAGUGAUAAAAUUCACUGAUAAAUGUGUA
Messenger RNA from Culex quinquefasciatus (southern house mosquito), 5163 nucleotides. Its product is annotated as glycogen debranching enzyme. Gene Ontology annotation, molecular function: amylo-alpha-1,6-glucosidase activity; 4-alpha-glucanotransferase activity. NCBI's taxonomy places the organism in Eukaryota, Metazoa, Arthropoda, Insecta, Diptera, Culicidae. Bases 210 to 4799 code for a protein of 1529 amino acids. Gene Ontology annotation, biological process: glycogen catabolic process; glycogen biosynthetic process. The record is from RefSeq and is a predicted model, not a curated record. The transcript has 5 exons.